This is a messenger RNA of Ostertagia ostertagi, 405 nucleotides long. The record is from the annotation of a GenBank genome assembly. NCBI's taxonomy places the organism in Eukaryota, Metazoa, Nematoda, Chromadorea, Rhabditida, Trichostrongylidae.
AUGCGAAAACUUUUUGUGCUGCCAGCGUACUUUAUCCUGGGCUGCUUCACCAGCCCAGUUACCCAGCACGUGAAUGCCGUGGACCAAAAGGCAGCCUCUGAAUUGGCCUCUUUCACAGACGCCUUCGACUUGACUGAUCCGAUUACUCCGUCCUCAUUGCAGUGCCUUCGCGACGGGUACAAAACGGCUUUCAUAAGAGCUUAUACGAGUCUCGGUCAAGGGAAAGUCGAUCCCAAUGCCGUUGCCAACAUUAAGUUAGCCGCUGCUGUUGGACUCCGCGUUGAAGUGUUCAUGGCUCCUCAAUCUUACUCAAACAAAACUGGCGCUCAACAAUUGGAUGAGAUGUAUAGCUCCCUUUUGGACUCAAAUAUUGUAGUCAAAUCUGUGUGGCUUCAGGUAAUCUUA